GCUAUUGCUUCCAAGUAUUAAUGACAUUAGAAUAGACAUUUUAUUUCUGAAAUAGUAUAAAAAGAACUCUAUACUGAUUUACUUAUUAUGUAAUUAAAUUUGUUACUAAGGCACAUAUAGAUAUUAACAAGAACAUUCAACCAGAUCAAUUUAGGGAAUCAUAUUCCAUUCAUUAGUCAAUAAUACGGAUGAUAAUUAUGGAUUCAAAAUUUUUUUAUGUGAACUUGUGUACUUUAGCAAUAUGAAAUCGCCAAUAUCAUGGUUGUUUUAAUCAGCUGAAAACGGGAAACAAUGUCAUUUAUUUGUAAAAAAUCACCAUACUUAUUAUUCAAACUAUUUUUCUAUAAUUAUAUUUAUAUUUGUAAUGUUGUUGCUAUGCAUCAAUCUAAUGCCACAGUUUAUCUUCCAUCUGGAUAUGAUUCUUCUCAUUCACUUCAUCUUCCACCAUCACCUGUUUCUUCUUCUUCUUCUUCAUCGUCUUCUUCGACAACAGAACAAGAUCAAUUAAAUUUAUUCCGUCUAAUAGAAGAAUCUCCAAAUGGUACAGAGAUUAUUGGUGUAUCUAAAUAUUUACAUCAAUAUAUUUCAGUUCAUUUACAACAGUUUCUUACCACGAAUAAUAUCAAAAUGGAUGUCAAUAAUAAUGAUAACUUCUUUAGUAAUGAUAAGUUCCAGUUCAAUUUUCAAUUACUUGAUAUCCAUGAUCCUUUAACAAAUGCAUUACAUUUAAAUCCUCUGAAUGGUCAAUUAACAAUACAAAAACGUAUUGAUCGUGAAUCAAUAUGUAGCGGUAAUAAAUUGAUUAACAAUCAUCAUAUCAAUAAUGAUAUAAUGAUUGAUAGUAGUCAUGGUAGCAGUUCACAAUUAUCAUUAAAUGGUCGUCCACCAAUUUUCUUACACAAUACAUUAAAUAUGAAUAAAUAUUUAAAUAAUUUAGGUUAUUUUACUAAUCCUAUGAAUAUGAUAUCAAGUAAUCUAAAUAAAAAAUGUAUUAAGGCCUUAAAUAUUUUAUCAACAAUACAAAUAUUAGAAAUCAAUGAAGUGAAUGUGAAAAAAAUACCAAUCGAUUUAUUGAUUAUCGAUAUUAAUGAUAAUAAUCCAAUAUGGAUAUCGAUUAAUAAUGGAAUCAAUGAUAAUGGUAAUAAUAAUCAUCAUCAACAUAAUUAUACUACUAUUAAUAAUGAUAAAAUACCAAAUAUUAUUGUACAAAUAUCAGAGAUACCAAAUAAUAUACAUGAAGCAGAAGAUCAUUCCAGGGUAAAACAACGAUAUCAACUAUCACGAAUUAGUUUACCACGUGCUUAUGAUCCUGAUGAAGGAAUCAAUAGCCAAUUGACAUAUCAUCUUCAAUCAAUUAAGAAAUCAAUAAAUUACAGAAAUGAUCAUGAUCCUAAACAACCAAGUAAUGAUCCAAAUGAUGAUAUUCCAUUUAUUUUAGAAGAUAUACCUAAUGGACCAUUAGAAUUAGUUUCAACGAUGAAUUUAGAUUAUGAAUUAAAACAAUAUUAUGAAUUUUAUUUAUUAGCUAUAGAUAAUGGUCAACCUCAACGAACUGGUACAGCUUACAUUAAAAUCAAUAUUAUUGAUGUAAAUGAUCAUUCACCCAUAUUUGAUCAACCUAUAUUCUAUCCACCAAAUAAAGGUAUUUCUGAGAAGACAUUACCUGGUACAAUUAUCAUUAAUUUAACAGCAACAGAUCAAGAUGUUUCAAAAAUGAAUAAUCGUAUACAUUAUAAAAUGAUUCCUGGAACAUUAGCUAUGAAUUAUUUUAAUGUGCAAUCAAAUGGUUUAAUUAUAUUAAAACGUUGGUUAGAUUAUGAAACUAUGGAAACAAGUUUAACCGAUAAUCAAUUAUUAUUGAAUUCAUUAUUGUUUAAUAGACCAACACAAACAACACCAUAUGCACUAAAUGAUAAUAACAAUAAUGAUAUAGAUAUGAAUACAAAAGAAAAAUAUAAAAAACAAUUUAUAUUUCAAGUGAAAGCUGUUGAUUCUGCACCACAACCAUAUGAACUAACUAGUACUGCUUUAGUUAUUAUUCCUGUAAUGGAUGAAAAUGAUGAAGCUCCAAUUAUAACUGUUAAAUUUCUCGGUACAACAGAAAUGACAAGUUAUGGUGAAACAGGAGUUAUCAAAGAAAAUGUUCAACCCCCAAUUCAACUAGCCUAUGUACAAGUUCGGGAUCUUGAUUUCGAUGGAAAUGAUCAAGUUAAUUGUAUUCUAACCGAUAAUGUAAACUUUUCAUUAAAACCAACCAAUUCAUUAAAUCAAUUUCAUUAUCAAAACAAUGAAAUCAAUGAUCCCUUACAAUUACAAUCAUCCCUAUCAAUAUCCCAAUCAACUUCAACUUCAAAAACUGAUUAUAUAUUAAAUUUAAUGACUAAACCAGAUCGUGAAAAAAAUCCUUUAUAUUUUCUACGUAUCAAAUGUAUUGAUCAAGCAUCUAAUUUUAAUGAACAAACUAUUCGUUUACGUAUAUUAGAUAUAAAUGAUGAACAACCAAAAUUUCAAAAAUCAAUAUAUCGAUUUAAUUUACCAGAGAAUAGUGAUAAACAAUUAAAACCAAUCGGAUAUUAUCGAUUAAAUAAAUCAAGUGAUGCUUAUAUAACAAAUCAAUCAUCUACAAUAAAAGGAAUUCUAGAUGAACGAAAAGAAUAUAAAUCUGAUGGAAUAGAAGAUCAUUAUGAAUAUCGUAUAGGUCGUGUAUUAGCUGAAGAUAAUGAUCAAGGUGAUAAUGCACGUAUUGAAUAUUAUUUAGAUGAAUAUUUUUUAGAGAUACGAUCAUCAGUUAGUUCAGUUCUACCAUCAGCUUAUUUAUUGAUUAAUAAACAAACAAGAAUAGAAGAUAAGAAUUUAUUCAUUUAUCAUAAUGAAAACAACAACAAUCAUAAUAAUAACCAUGGUAACAAUGAACAUAAUCAUGAACUAGUCAGAGUUGAUCAAUUAUUUCGUAUUGAUUCACAUACUGGUAUACUUUAUGCACUCAAAAAAUUUGAUGGUGAAAAUGUUGACAUGUUUCGUUUUAAUGUUUUUGCUUUAGAUCAACCAAAUCAAUUAACGUCGAUUCGACAUAGUGGAACAGCAAUAGUUGAAAUCAAAAUUACUGAUGUAAAUGAUUGGCCACCAUUAUUUAUAUUAACAAAUCAAACUAAUUUGAAUAAUACAGAUACUACUAAUACUAGUAGUAGUAGUAUUAAGAGUAAACAACAAUAUUUGAAUAAUCGAUUUAAAAGUGAAAAUCUGACUGUUGAUGAUGAUGAUGAUCAUCAUCAUCAUCGUGAAGAUGAACUUCAUUUUGUGAAUAACUAUAUAUUUCAUGUGAAAGAGAAUAAACCAGCCUAUUGGUUAAUUGGACGAAUUAUGGCAAUUGAUUUAGAUAUUGAAAGUAAAGCAAUGACAAAUAAAAUAUUUAAUCCUUCUAAAACACCAUUCAUUUCAUCAUCUUUAUCAUAUAUUACAUUAAGGAUAUCAAAUGAUUCACCAUUGAUUAUACGUCGUACAUUUAAUUUACAUUCAACUAAUGGUUAUUUAAGAACAUCUAUUUCAUUAGAUCGUGAAAAACAAAAUAUUUAUGUAUUUAAUAUCAUUGCUUAUGAUGGUAAUCCAUCCACUAUGACAUCACAAACAUCAACAGCUACAGUGACGGUGAUUGUAGAUGAUGAAAAUGAUAAUGAUCCUGUUUUCAUUAGACCUGCUAUUUCUACUACAGCAUUAUCAUCCAAAUCGGAAUCAAAGUUAGAUCUGGUGAAUAAUAAACUAGUUAAUAAUAAAAAAGAAAAUGAAUUACAAACAAAACAAUUCGAUCAUUUGAAAGUUAAUUGGCCCGCCUCCCACGAUGAUCACCAUCACAACGGCGACAAUCAAUUGAAACAAAUUAAUCAAGGUGCCAAUAAUAAUGAUAAUAAUAAUGUAAUACAACAAACUAUGCCAUUCAAUUAUAAUGAUAAAUCAAAUAUACCAGUUGUAUUAGUUCAUAGAACGGAAAAAAGUAAUGAUUUCAUUAAUGGUGAAGGUGAAGCUUCCAGUUUAACCGAAUCUAGACCAUUGCUACAAAUUGAAGCCACUGAUGCUGAUAUUAAUGAAAAUGCUAAAAUUACUUAUGAAAUUGGUGCUGGCAAUACAGAUAAUUUGUUCGUUUUGAAUUCAGAUACUGGCAUUCUAUCCUUAUCACCUAAUCUCUAUUCACAAUCUGAUCAUUUUAUACAACCAUUAGAACAAAAUAUAAAUUUGAAUCAAAAUCCUACUAAUCCUAUCGCAUAUGUGCUACGUUUCGAAGCUUGUGAUCAUGGUAUACCAAAACGUUGUGCCACACCUGUUUGGGUUCAGUUAGUAAUUGAUCCAAAUGAAUUUCCACAUCUUGUUAGAUUACCACAUUUAACAAAUUAUCUAAAUCCAUCUUUAGUUACUAACCGCAACAAAUUAAAUAAUCCAUCUUCUUCAGUAGGUCAAACAAUCAUUGGACAUAUUGAACCAGCUAAUAUGCCAAUGUUACCUGGUCAUGUUAAUUCUAAUUUAAACGUUAACAAUCAUAACAAUAACAAUAAUAACAUUGGUUCACAUCAAAGAAUGAAUGGACAAGAGAAUUCAGCUAGCAGUAGCAUGGAAUCUAAUAAACGUUAUCCACCGAAAUUUACUCAAUUUAAGAAUAUUUGGGAUUUAAAAUCGUCACUAGAUCAUCCACAGAAUGAUAAACAUGUUGGAAAUCAAUAUCCUUCAGGUUAUCACCAGCUAUCUGAUUUAAAACGCGGAAAACACCGAGGUAUAAUACAACCAUAUCCAUAUGGACAUGAUGAAAACUAUAUAACCAAUCAUAAUAAUAAUGAUGGGAAUAAUCAAUCGAACAGUUUUGUCAUCAGUGAAGUUGCAGUAAUUUGUUUAAUAAUCGUAUUUAUCAUUUUAUUAAUUGCUAUAAUGGUAUUGAUUUAUUUGACUAGACGGAAAACACUUUUAUUACCAGUGCCAACUUCUAAAUCUUACUUGAAAGACGGUACCUUUAGAUCGAAUCCGAAUGGUUGCAACUUAAAAAGUAAUCAAGACAAUAAUGAAACAAUAUGUGCGCCAAUUGAACUGUCAAGAAAUACUGCAUCAUUCUAUCCUGUGAUGCCAGAUAAUAUGAUCAGUGCAACAGAUAUUACAAUAAAUUCUAAUGAAGUGUCAUGUAUUAAUGAUAGAUCUAUUGGUGCUACAGAGAAAUCGAUAACUUUAUCAACUGAUAUGCUUCAAAAUCCACAUGAUUCUUACCCUCUUAUUCAAGGAAAUUCUGAACCUCGACUUGUAUUUAAUACCACAUUGAAUAGACCAACACCUCAAUCACCUUUGCUUACAUCCGAAUUACAGAAUAAUUUAAAUAAAUCUACAUAUAGUCCACAGUGUGUACAAAAUCCAAUUCAUUCACGUUUCGAUGUCGAAAAUGAAUAUCAAUGUUUAGCUCCAACAGUUGAUAAUAGAAUAUCACAUAUUUCACGUUGUUUAACUCCAUUUUUUGAUCAAAGGUCACAUCAAACUAUUCAGAAUAUUGAAGCUAUUGGGUUAAACCAGGUAGGCAAUAAUUAUCGUAAUUGUUUACCAAUGGGUCGACAGCAAUUAAAUUCUCCAGUGAGUAUGAGUCACCAGUCAAUCAUUUAUACAGAAUCAAUAAUGAAUAAUGAAGGAUGUGAACAAAUGUCAUCUAAAACGCCUACAUUAAUCUAUGCUAUGUCACCUAAUCCGAUUAGAUAUCCAAUGCAUUUUCGAGGUAAUUCGCUACCAGUUUAUCCAGUAAAUCAAUUACAAAACCCUGCAAAUUUAAAAUCAUUUCAGCAUCGCUUCAAACCUCAACGGCAAGAACAUCGAAACCAACAGCAUCCGCUUUCUUCCUACCAAGAUAUUUCAUUACUACAAGCAACACUUAGACGACACAAUCACCAAUCAAUUAUCAUGAAUACUGAUCCAAAUCCUAUGUUAACUUAUCGUCAUCCUGAUACAAAUCGGUUGAUAUGUUCAAGGAAUCAAAUUCAUUAUAAAACAUUUCAUACCCCACAACAUCAAGACGAUCUGCUUAUAUCGCCUAAAAUAAUAUAUACGGAUAAUUUAAAGGUUUGUUUACCAAACAAGUCUAAACACCAUCAUCGUCAUCAUCAUUCGCCUUUACCAUUGAAAGAUGAACAAGAAUGUCAACAAUUAUUAGUAAAAAAUCAAGAUGAUGUUAUCAAGGAUAAUGAUCAUAACGGUGAUGAGAACGUUACAUCAGGUGAUCAUGAACCAUCAAAUAACAGUGACAAUAAUAAUAGUAAUAAUGAUAGUGUUAAUACAACAAUAACCGUAGAUCAUUCAGAAGAAAUACCGAUUUAUGUCAAAUCUUCUAAGAAUAGUCAUCGUAAACCGAACAUCUCUGUUGAUAAUGAAACUGAUUAUAUUGAUAAUCUUGUCUGUAAUGAUAAGCCUGAAAAUGUAACCUUUCAAUCAUUUCAAUAUACCCCAACUACAAAUAGUCCUUUACCAUUGAUCAUUGAUAAUAAUUAUCAUCAUUCAAAAGAGAUAGUCAAGUCAGAUAAUUAUGAUUCUCAUUUAAUAUCAGUUCAGAGAUUAUCAAAAUCGGAUGCAUCCAAAUACACUUAUAAAACAAUUAGAGAAGCUAGUUUUGUUUAAAACAAAGAGACCUAUAUAUGUAUUCAAUGUUCAAUAAGAACACUUUUUUGAGUAUAAACACUUAAAUCAGUUUGUAUAUUAAAAUGUACAUUUGUAACUUCAUAUAUCUAAUCUCAAAUCGACUUUUUAAUCUAAUAAGAAUCGAAGCUCAGUUUAGAGACUUUGUUGUACUACUGAAUAUGUUAUAUUCAGUAAUGAUGAUAUGUCGAUGAUAAUAUUUAGAUAAUUAUUUUUUUGAUUUUGUAAAAUUAUAAUAAACAAUAAAUUCAUUUAGUAUUGUUUGUUUG
Schistosoma rodhaini is the source of this 6914-nucleotide messenger RNA. The record is from the annotation of a GenBank genome assembly. NCBI's taxonomy places the organism in Eukaryota, Metazoa, Platyhelminthes, Trematoda, Strigeidida, Schistosomatidae.